Papaver somniferum (opium poppy) is the source of this 2025-nucleotide messenger RNA. RefSeq names its product cysteine-rich receptor-like protein kinase 10. The transcript has 8 exons. Gene Ontology annotation, molecular function: ATP binding; protein kinase activity. Lineage: Eukaryota; Viridiplantae; Streptophyta; Magnoliopsida; Ranunculales; Papaveraceae. Gene Ontology annotation, biological process: protein phosphorylation. Bases 1 to 2025 code for a protein of 674 amino acids. The record is from RefSeq and is a predicted model, not a curated record.
AUGAAUAAUCUCGAGUCUAAUGCUACGUUGAAAUCGUCUAAGUUUGAAGUUGAUUCAAUUGAGUAUAAUGACUUCAGUAAUAUAUACGGGAUAGUUGAAUGUACUCGAGAUUUAUCAAGAGAUUCUUGUACAUCUUUCUUGCAAGAUAUGAUUAGUAGAAUUCCUGGUUAUCUUAAUGGAUUAAGAGGAGGACAUAUAUAUACUCAAAGUUGUUUUCUCAGAUAUUAUGAUCAUUUAUUCUACGAACUAGUACCACCACCACCACCAUCAGGUCCAUCACCGUCUGAUUUUGGAAAAGUGACAGAUCCGUUGCCUGGGCCGAAACCGUCACCCAAUACUGUUGCAGUUGCUGUUCCUGUGGUUGUUGGAGUUUUGUUGAUAUUAGUAGUGUGUUUUUACUUCUCAAGGAGAAAGAGAAGGGUGACAAAUAAAUUUGAUAUUCCGGCUUCCACGGAUCCAAUCGAAAAUCAAGACUCUUUGCAGUUCGACUUGGUUACAAUUAGAAAUGCUACAGAUGAGUUCUCUGAUGCUAACAAGCUUGGCGAGGGUGGUUUUGGUGUAGUCUACAAGGGUAGGCUUCAAAAUGGGCAAGAAAUAGCGGUGAAGCGUCUCUCUGUGAAUUCAGGACAAGGUUUGCAGGAAUUCAAGAAUGAGGUGGUUUUGCUAAAUAAGCUUCAACAUAGAAAUCUUGUCAGACUUUUGGGUUUUUGUUUCCAAGGACAUGAGCAGAUACUCAUCUACGAACAUGUAUCCAAUGGAAGUCUCGACAAGUAUCUAUUUGUUACCGAAAGAAAAGUUCUUUUGGAUUGGGAAAAGCGCUACAAAAUCAUAGGAGGGAUUGCCAGGGGACUUCUAUAUCUUCACGAAGAUUUUCGGCUUAGAAUUAUUCACAGAGAUCUCAAAGCAGGUAAUAUUUUGUUAGCCGAGGAAAUGGAAGCGAAAAUUGCAGACUUUGGCAUGGCUAAGCUUUUCGAAAUCGAUCAAACACAGGGUAACACAAGUAGAAUUGCCGGAACAUAUGGUUACAUGGCCCCAGAAUAUGUAUUGCAUGGACUAUUUUCUGUGAAGUCAGAUGUUUAUAGUUUUGGGGUUUUGCUCUUGGAAAUCGUAAGCGGACGAAAUAUUUCCAGUUUCUAUGAGUCAGCUUCAUCACCAGACCUUCUAAGCUAUGUAAGCAUGGAAAAUUGGAGAGAAGGCACAGCUUUGGAGCUGAUGGAUCCAAUUUUAUCCCAAAUGUUUUCGCGAAAUGAAGUGAUUAGAAGUAUACACAUUGGAUUAUUAUGUGUGCAAGAUAAUAUCGAAGAUAGGCCCACCAUGUCUUCAGUUGUUUUGAUGCUCAGUAGCUACUCAAUCACUCUAGCAUCUCCUUCACAGCCUGCAUAUUUUGCAGGAAGCGUAAUUGGGUUGAAUAUGCCCAACUCUUUAGAACAAUCUAAGAGCAGCUCAAAACCAUAUUCUGUAAACGACAUUUCUUGUGAUCCGGUUAAAUUAAGCAAGGCUCAAAGAUAUUUGGAAUACAAAUUUGGUACUCUAUUUCUAUUUGAUAUGGCAAAAGGAAUUUUAAGCCCCACUGCUAUGGGAAUAACUUUUCCAGAUUCUAAGCAAGAGUUUAUGGAGAUGAUUGUCCAUGGAAUUCAACUUCAUGUUGAUGUUCUAAGAAACCAAAAUGGUGAAGGGGAAGAGGCGGAUUCUCGUGGUAUUUCUAUUCCAGCAACCGUUUCUCCUAAUCUUGUGCAUGAGUCUCAUGGAUUGGAUCAAUUGGAAGAAGAGGCAAAUUCCUCUUCUUCGGAUCCGUCAAUUCCACCUGGAUUCGAAACAUAUAAUCGUUUCCAAGGGAUUGAAGAAGAUCAGGAGGUUGCUUCAAAAAUCUCCGACAUCAACACCACCAAACCAGCAUUGUCUGAGCCAUUUCAAGAAGCCAACACUAGGGUGCACAGAAAAAAGAAAUGCUCUUCGAACCCCCUUACUAGUCCUAGUAAGAUCUCAGCGGGUAAUCUCAUGGAGUUUGGUUCUAUAAUGGGCUAA